GUUGUCGCUGAGGCCGGAAGAGCCUUGAGAGAGCCGGGUCCCGGCACCCCGGCCGGGCGCCGCCGCCGCCCCCUGCCCAGCGCCCGCGUCUUCGCGGCGCCGCCUCAGCGCCAAUAUUCCGGAGAGCAAGCGUUACACGGCGGCGGCGGCGGCGGGGCCCGGAGCGGGAGGCGCCGGGGACCGGAGCGAGGCGGCCCCCGUCGCCGCCAUGGAGGCGCUGGGACCCGGACCUCCAGCCAGCCUUUUCCAGCCACCUCGGCGUCCUGGCCUUGGAACUGUUGGGAAGCCAAUUCGACUGUUAGCCAAUCAUUUUCAGGUUCAGAUCCCUAAAAUAGAUGUGUAUCACUAUGAUGUGGAUAUUAAACCAGAAAAACGGCCCCGUAGAGUCAACAGGGAGGUGGUAGACACUAUGGUACGACACUUCAAGAUGCAGAUAUUUGGGGAUCGGCAGCCUGGCUAUGAUGGCAAAAGAAACAUGUACACAGCACAUCCACUGCCAAUUGGACGCGAUAGGGUUGACAUGGAGGUUACCCUCCCAGGUGAGGGUAAAGACCAAACUUUCAAAGUGUCUGUGCAAUGGGUGUCGGUUGUGAGCCUUCAGUUGCUUUUAGAAGCUUUAGCUGGGCAUCUGAAUGAAGUCCCGGAUGACUCAGUACAGGCACUUGACGUUAUUACAAGGCAUCUUCCCUCUAUGAGGUACACUCCGGUGGGCCGUUCUUUUUUCUCACCCCCUGAAGGUUAUUACCACCCUCUGGGAGGUGGCAGAGAGGUCUGGUUUGGUUUUCACCAGUCUGUGAGACCUGCCAUGUGGAAUAUGAUGCUCAACAUCGAUGUAUCUGCAACUGCUUUUUACCGGGCUCAGCCUAUCAUUGAGUUCAUGUGUGAGGUUUUAGACAUUCAGAACAUCAAUGAACAGACAAAACCUCUUACAGACUCUCAGCGUGUCAAGUUUACCAAAGAAAUUAGAGGUCUCAAAGUUGAGGUGACUCACUGUGGACAGAUGAAACGAAAAUACCGAGUUUGCAAUGUGACAAGACGGCCAGCCAGUCAUCAAACCUUUCCUUUGCAGCUAGAAAAUGGUCAAGCUAUGGAAUGUACAGUAGCUCAGUAUUUUAAGCAAAAGUAUAGUCUGCAGCUGAAAUACCCUCAUCUUCCAUGCCUUCAAGUGGGACAAGAGCAAAAGCAUACAUACUUGCCACUUGAGGUCUGUAAUAUAGUGGCAGGACAGAGGUGUAUAAAGAAGCUCACAGACAAUCAGACAUCCACAAUGAUCAAAGCCACAGCGAGAUCUGCUCCUGACAGACAGGAAGAAAUCAGUAGACUGGUGAAGAGCAAUAGCAUGGUGGGUGGACCUGACCCAUACCUGAAGGAAUUUGGGAUUGUUGUCCACAAUGAGAUGACGGAGCUCACAGGCAGGGUGCUUCCAGCUCCAAUGCUGCAGUAUGGAGGCCGGAAUAAAACAGUAGCCACACCCAACCAGGGUGUCUGGGACAUGCGAGGAAAGCAGUUUUAUGCUGGCAUUGAAAUUAAAGUUUGGGCAGUGGCUUGUUUUGCGCCUCAGAAACAAUGUAGGGAAGAUUUACUAAAGAGUUUCACCGACCAGCUUCGUAAAAUCUCCAAGGAUGCAGGGAUGCCCAUCCAGGGUCAGCCAUGUUUCUGCAAGUAUGCACAAGGCGCAGACAGUGUGGAGCCCAUGUUUAAACACCUGAAAAUGACAUAUGUGGGCUUGCAGCUAAUAGUGGUUAUCUUGCCUGGAAAGACACCAGUAUAUGCGGAGGUGAAACGAGUUGGAGAUACCCUUUUAGGUAUGGCCACACAAUGUGUCCAGGUCAAAAAUGUUGUCAAGACCUCGCCCCAGACCCUUUCCAACCUUUGCCUGAAGAUAAACGCAAAGCUUGGAGGAAUUAACAAUGUGCUUGUACCUCAUCAAAGGCCUUCAGUGUUCCAGCAGCCUGUCAUCUUCCUGGGAGCAGAUGUCACUCAUCCACCUGCUGGGGAUGGGAAGAAGCCUUCUAUUGCAGCCGUGGUGGGCAGCAUGGACGGCCACCCGAGCCGGUACUGUGCCACAGUGCGGGUGCAGACGUCUCGGCAGGAGACUGCCCAGGAGCUCCUCUACAGUCAGGAGGUGGUGCAGGACCUGACGAGCAUGGCUCGGGAGCUGCUGAUCCAGUUCUACAAGUCCACGCGCUUCAAGCCCACUCGCAUCAUCUACUACCGUGGAGGGGUGUCGGAGGGACAGAUGAAACAGGUAGCUUGGCCAGAGCUAAUAGCAAUUCGAAAGGCUUGUAUAAGCUUGGAGGAAGACUAUCGACCAGGAAUAACCUACAUUGUGGUGCAAAAGAGACAUCACACACGCCUCUUCUGUGCAGAUAAAACAGAAAGGGUGGGGAAAAGUGGCAAUGUCCCAGCAGGCACUACAGUGGAUAGUACCAUCACACAUCCAUCGGAGUUUGACUUUUACCUCUGCAGUCAUGCAGGAAUUCAGGGAACCAGCCGUCCUUCACAUUACCAGGUCUUGUGGGAUGACAACUGCUUCACUGCAGAUGAACUUCAGCUGCUGACUUACCAGCUCUGUCAUACCUACGUGAGGUGCACACGCUCGGUCUCCAUUCCUGCCCCUGCAUAUUAUGCGCGGCUGGUAGCAUUUCGGGCAAGGUAUCAUUUGGUGGAUAAAGAUCAUGACAGUGCGGAAGGCAGUCACGUGUCAGGACAGAGCAAUGGCCGGGACCCUCAGGCUUUGGCUAAAGCUGUGCAGAUCCACCAUGAUACCCAGCACACUAUGUAUUUUGCCUGAGAUUCUUGGAAAAGAACUCAACCAAUUUGGCAUCCUACGCAUCCUCAAAUGUUUCAGAUGCCUACUGCCUCUAGAUAGUGCCACGUUGAUUUCAGGUGGUCCCCUACCAGCAGCUCGGAACAGUUAGUUGCACUGAAUCUGUACUUUGCAGCCCUGUCUGAUGCAUCAACAAAAUUGAGCCAUUUUUUAAAGAAAAAAAUGAAAUAGAAACUCAUAGAUUAUGCUUUCUGAUGCACUGGACAAAAUUUUUACCUCAGCGUGCAAAGGCUGAUCAGCCUUGACUUUCUAAAGGACUUAUUUUCAAAGGAGGGUUUCUGUGGGAUAUUUUGCUAGCUGUGGUAUUCACCGCAUCUAGUCUUAUAUGAGGAGUAUUUCCCUUUUCUUUGUUCAUUGAGUGGGGUGUAUGCAUAAGUGGGAGAGAAAAACCAAACAACCUGUUUCAUUUCCAUGCAACUUUUUAAUUGGGUGGGCCCAUAGACUUUUUAAUGGAGAUUUCUGACUUCGCCACUGUAAAUGCCUUUAAGGAGCAUUAAUUUUUGAAAGUUUUACAGAAUUUUAUUACUUUCACUGCUUUAUCUUACUGAUCUCUUCAGGCCUGUGCUGUGGAGUGCAGGUUGCCUGGCAAUUGCACUAUAUUUGGCUGCAGAUUCAAACAGGCAGUUCUCUUACGUGUCUGGCUUUUGUGAGUGUAUGACAUAAUCAAGUGUGAUGCGUGUCACAGGGACAGAUAGCACUGCCAUGGUCAAAAGUAAAAAGUUCUCCCUAUUUGGAAAAAAAUUAGCUUUUAGUAUGUUUCCAAGUUUUUUAAAGUGCCCAUUUUAUGCUGCUAUGUGGUUUGUUAGAUCUAAAUGAUUUUUAAACUUCUCUCAUAGAAAGUUAACUUUGGCAAUAAGCAUUUUUAAGGCCCCUCCCUUUUCUCCCCCAACAAGGUAGUUUUAUAGAUUAAAUUUUGGUAUGAUUUUAUCAACUAUUUCUUAAUAUAUCAUAACCUGGAUAUUCUGUAACCAGUCAGUUGAUAAAGACAUAUAUUUCCACACCCUUUUAAAUAAUUGUUUGUUUUUUUUAAACCUAUUUUAUAAUCAUAGUCUGUGACCUGUCACCUUUUUUUCUUUUAAGAUAAGCUGGAACCAGGAUACUUCCUAAUUAGCCAGGCUUUGCCAAUGUAUAAGGCACAUUGAGUGAUGCUGGACUUAAAAAAGAAAAAAAAGUACCAGCAUGUAAAAAGCUCGUUUUCCCUGGGAAUUAAGGCUGUGCACACAGCUGUUUACAGUACAGUUCUGUUUGCUCUUCUCUCAGCCUGAAAUGUGCUUGGUGGCUUUGCCUUCCUCUUUUUCAGCUAAAACUAUGUGGAAGAAGUUGAUUUUUCCCCUUUUUCUGUAGAGUCUGGACUCCCUCACAGGAAGACAGGACUCCUUUUCUUGUCCAGCAAAGGGAGUUGAUACAAAGCAAGCAUCAUUAGAAACUAGGGGAAAUGGAUUCUGUAUUUAAUGUAGAUAAUACUUUGUAAAGGACAAGCGUUACAUAGUCUAGGCAGUUCCACCCAGGGUUUCCCAACCCACAUUUUACUCUGUCCCCGAAGGGCAAGGGGUGAAAGAUAAGAGGCUCUCUGGAGAGCCCCACUCCUUGAGCUGAGGAAGGAGCUGGGAAGAGACAAACACAAUAUACUGAAAACAAUUUUGUUGUCUCUAUCUAGAAACCAUUGGUGGGAAACACUGGAUCAGAUGGUGAAGGAUGUUUGCUUGAACUCAUUAGUUGAUUCAAGAUCCAAAUCUGUUGAACUAGCCUUCUCAAAAUCCCAGCAAUACAUAGCACUGUUCUCCUUCAGUCUUUUCAACAAGCUUGUAAAUACAUUAAUGUUUACAUUUCCAUGUGCUGUUGCUCGGCAGUGCCACCAGCAUUAGCUGAACUGGUCUCUGAGAGAGUUUUAUAAUGUCCAUCGAGUACUUUAGCUCGUGAGGAUGAGUGCAGACAUCCUUAAUCUCUGCAGACAGUGGGGGAAAGCAAGUCCUGUGGCUGAAGCACAACGAAGGCAGGAGUGAAGGCGGCUGAUACUUUUUUUUUUUUUUUUGCGAAUACCUCACUUGGAUAAUACAAAUCUGGACAUGUUGAUCAAUGGCUGGCUGCCCCUUUUGUUCACACUCAUUCAGGGAGAGCACAGAAAAUACUCUUCAGCACAGCCGCUCUGGAUCCAAGAGGAGGAAAAAAAGUGGGAGCUUUUUAGGAGAAUGAGGACUCACCUGGAGCCUGUGGCGUGAAGAACUCUUGGUGGCUGGCUAGCUGGCUGGCUGGCCAGCAGGCACCACACCUGCACUUGAGUGCCGCAGUCUCACUGGUUAACAAUGCACAGAAGAAAGUCUUGCCAUCUUCCUGCAUGAUGGAACAGGAAGCAAGCUGGGUGCCCAGAAGCCCUGAUCCAUUUGCCUGCAGUUGGGUUCCAUGCUUGACCUUGAACAAAAUACCUGAAACACCUCAACCUGUCCUAGUAUGCUGUGGCCUAUUAGUGUGGUGGUGGAAGAAAAGCCAGAGGCCAGUUUUUGUAGGAAAACAGUACCAUUAAGGGUGUGAUGCUGUUGCUUUGGACAAAUGGAAAGAAAUAUGGAAGAAUUAGGAUUGUUGGGGAAAAGCUUGCUGAGGGGUGAAUAGUUAAGAGGUGAUCCCUGCAGAAUCAGAACUGCAGUAAUAGUGUCGCAAGCAUAGUUUUAAUUUAAUUAGGGUUGACAGUUCAAAUAGUUCUCCACUCGAAACUGACUGAAUCGUUAUGCAUGUGUCAAUCAAUGGGAGGUGUGCAUUCUCUAGAAGUAGUGUUAGGCUGUCUGGUUUUCCUAAACGCAGCCUAUUUAGGCACUGUCAAGUAGUGUGAAAGAUUGCAGUAUGGCAACGCUGAAGAAUAACAGUUUGGGGCUAGGGAGCAGAGGACAUUAAGAGUGGGGAAGACCCAAAUGUUGAAAUAAUUAUAUUUUGUUGUUGUUAGUUGUUGAGUCCUGAGCCGUUUAUGAAGUGAACCAGCUGGCUUAAUGCAGCUAGCGUUCUGGGCAGGCAAACCACAUUCACUCCUACUGUAAAUUCUAUAUGCUGCUUCCAAAGGUGAUGACUUACAAGCAGGCAUGUUCUGUAUGACCUGUAUUUUAGCAUCCGAUGCCCGAUCUAUAUCCUGUGCCCUUACCCACCUGACUCAGCUGCCUAUUCCUUCCCCUGGGAAAAGAUAAUCCACUGUUUUAGCAAGGCUCACCCUCUCUACCCUAGUCACCCUCUGUGGAUAUAUUAUACGAUUCUCUUGCUCAUUAGCAAGGUGGCAGCUCAGCUUUCAUUUUAAGAAAGUGGAGGUUAAGGGCAUUGUAUUAAUAUUGCUUCAACUCCAAGAAUUUUUUCUUGUAAAAUUAAAGGAAAGAUCUUUAUUGGCCAACUGUUUUCUUUUCCCUUGCUAUUGACAGAUACAUAUUUUUUCUGUGUCUACUGGCUGAAAAUGUUUGUUUGUUCAUCUAACGGUGUGGUUUUUGUUUCUCUAUGGUUAGACUUGUAAUGUUUUAAAAUGUAUUUUAUUAAUUUGGACUGGAUAUCUGUUUCUAGCAAUACGAGGUACUUUGUAAGCAAUUAAGGAAGGGUUUGUAUCCCUGUGUGAGAUAAGGUGAUGGUUGCUUAAAAAAUUUUUUUUGGCCUGCAGGGAUAUUUUGUGUUCAUGUGUCCAAAAAGAUGGGUAGGGGGGUGGAUGGGAGAGAUAAAUUGGCAUUCUUGUGCUAAAAGUUGUUUUUCUUGUCAAUUGUGUAAUAAAUAUGGAAUAUAUUGUAA
This is a messenger RNA of Arvicola amphibius (Eurasian water vole), 6580 nucleotides long. RefSeq names its product argonaute RISC component 4 (gene Ago4). Gene Ontology annotation, molecular function: protein binding; RNA binding. The coding region runs from base 209 to 2794 and encodes 861 amino acids. The record is from RefSeq and is a predicted model, not a curated record. Lineage: Eukaryota; Metazoa; Chordata; Mammalia; Rodentia; Cricetidae. The transcript has 18 exons.